AUGGGGGCUGGGGAGAGGGUACAAGCCCCACCUAGGGUGGUGGCCACAGCAGCGAGGGGCAGACAGAGCCAGGAACCUGGGACAGAAGCAGGAUGGUAGCAGCUGGAGCCUGGGUGCUGGUCCUCGGUCUGUGGGGGGCAGUAGUAGGGGAUCGAAACAUCACAGCCCGGAUUGGGAAGCCACUGGUGCUGAACUGUAAGGGGGCCCCCAAGAAACCACCCCAGCAGCUGGAAUGGAAACUGAACACAGGCCGGACAGAAGCUUGGAAGGUCUUAUCUCCCCAGGGAGGGCCCUGGGAUAGCGUGGCCCGUGUCCUCCCCAACGGCUCCCUCCUCCUGCCAGCUGUUGGGAUCCAGGAUGAGGGGACCUUCCGGUGCCGGGCAACGAGCCGGCAUGGAAAGGAGACCAAGUCCAACUACCGAGUCCGAGUCUACCAGAUUCCUGGGAAGCCAGAAAUUGUUGAUCCUGCCUCCGAACUCAUGGCUGGUGUUCCCAGUAAGGUGGGGACAUGUGUGUCCGAGGGGGGCUACCCUGCAGGGACUCUUAGCUGGCACUUGGAUGGGAAAACCCUGACACCUGAUGGCAAAGGAGUGUCUGUGAAGGAAGAGACCAGGAGACACCCUGAGACGGGGCUUUUCACACUCCAUUCAGAGCUGAUGGUGACCCCAGCCCAGGGAGGAGCUCCCCGCCCCUCCUUCUCCUGCAGCUUCAGCCCUGGCCUUCCCCGGCGCCGAGCCCUGCACACGGCCCCCAUCCAGCUCAGCGUCUUGGAGCCUGUACCACUGGAGGAGGUCCAGCUGGUGGUAGAGCCAGAAGGUGGAGCAGUAGCUCCCGGUGGUACCGUGACCCUGACCUGUGAAGCCCCUGCCCAGCCCCCGCCUCAAAUCCACUGGAUCAAGGAUGGUAUGCCCCUGCCCCUCCCCCCCAGCCCUGUGCUGCUCCUCCCUGAGGUCGGGCCUGAGGACCAGGGAACCUACAGCUGCGUGGCCACCCAUCCCAGCCACGGGCCCCAGGAGAGCCGUGCUGUCAGCAUCAGCAUUACUGAAACAGGCGAAGAGGGACCAACUGCAGGCUCUGUGGCAGAGCCAGGGCUGGGAACUCUAGCCCUGGCCCUGGGGAUCCUGGGAGGCCUGGGGACAGCUGCCCUGCUCAUUGGGGUCAUUGUGUGGCACAGGCGGCAACGCAGAGGAGAGGAGAGGAAGGCCCCAGAAAACCAGGAGGAGGAAGAGGAGGAGCGUGCAGAACUGAAUCAGCAGGAGGAGCCCGAGGCAGCGGAGAGCAGUGCCGGAGGGCCUUGAGGGGCCCGAAGCCUGACCCCAACCAUCAGCUCCCUUUUCUUUCUUCCACCCUGUGUUCUGGCCCCAGACCAGUUCCCUGCUGUAUAAUCUCUACCCCACCUCCCCAGACUUUCUUCCACAACCAGAGCCUCCCACAAACUGCAAUGAGUAAACACCUGACACGUCUUGCCCCA
Molecule: messenger RNA, 1471 nt
Organism: Vicugna pacos (alpaca)
Lineage: Eukaryota; Metazoa; Chordata; Mammalia; Artiodactyla; Camelidae
Gene: AGER
Product: advanced glycosylation end-product specific receptor
Biological process (GO): regulation of inflammatory response; regulation of p38MAPK cascade
Cellular component (GO): plasma membrane
Molecular function (GO): signaling receptor activity; laminin receptor activity
Source: RefSeq, a predicted model, not a curated record